GCCUCUUCACUCCAGCUGCGUCCCAGGACCCGAGUCCAAGAUGGAGAACCGGUCCGUCCUGAUACUCUGUCUGCUGCUGCUUAUUGGAGCCGUGAUGGGCCAGUCAGCUCCGCCUCGCAGCAGCGAGAGACUGAUGCCUCAGUGGCUGACAGGAAUCAUCGCCGUCAGCAGUUUCCUCCUCAUCGUCUUCAUCGGCUUUGUGGUGAAGAAGAUGUGGUGCGAGAAGUCCAGCGGGAUGAAACAGAACCAAGAGUCGAUGAGAAGCAACGUGCACGAGGACGGAAACGUGUACGACACCAAUAUGGACAGCCUGCGGCGGCCAAACAACAGGAACCCAAGAAAAGAGCACACCAAUGAGUCCUGUGAUGACAUCUAUGACACCAACCUGGACGACCUCAGGAACCAAAGCAGAAAAAACGUCUACGACAACAAGGCGAUGGACCACACAGAAAACAAGUCCACGUCCAUGUGACCCUCCUGCUGUCCUCCUAUUGGCUCUCAGCCUUCGGCCAUUUCCUGUUUGUCUCCAGAAAUCCUUUUUGCUGCAGCUUUUCUGCAGAUUUUCUGUUUCCAAACAGAAAGAAUCUGAUAAUCAUUAGUUGUUUUUACUCUUUGCUUUCUGAGCAGAUUAAUAAGUUAGGUUUUCUAACAACCUGCUGUGUCGACACAUUACUCAGCAGUGAAACGACGACUCAGCAUYAAUAUUUAAACUAAACAGCCUGAGUUAACAGGAAGUAUGUGGAGCACAGGUGGUCCAUUUAUUUAUUAGUCUGUAGUAAAACAGAAGACACCCAUGUGAGAGGUGAAUCAUAGAACAGCUGUACUUCGACAGGAAACAGGAAGGAACACCAACUGUUUACUGAGAUGAAUAAAAAACACCAGGAAGUUGUCUGAUCACAGUCCAAUCAAGUCCAAUAAAGUCUGGUUAAAGUCCAAUCAGAGACCCAGGAAAGACCAACUCAGAUUUCAUUUUUCUGAAUGUUUGUAGAUUUCCUUCUAGUUGAUUUUGUUUAUUUGUUGAAUCAAUAAAAAACUCAGUUUGGA
Molecule: messenger RNA, 1044 nt
Organism: Austrofundulus limnaeus
Lineage: Eukaryota; Metazoa; Chordata; Actinopteri; Cyprinodontiformes; Rivulidae
Gene: pdzk1ip1
Product: PDZK1 interacting protein 1
Source: RefSeq, a predicted model, not a curated record